AUGACAGAACUAAGAAAUCGGUCGCGUGCCUCUCCCGGCGACCGCUUUGACGAGUUCACCACCAUCGACUGGGUCGAGGACAACCUCAAGGAAAACCAGCGCCAACUCCUCAAAGCCUCCAACAAAACCACCACGGGUAAAAUCCAGACCAUCUUCCGCAAAAUCAAGCUCGAAACUCAGAGCUGGUUGGUGCUCACACUUAUCGGUGUUUUCAUCGGGAUCAUUGCGGGGUGUCUCAACAUCUUUACCGCCUGGCUCGUAGACCUCAAGUCCGGCCGCUGCUCCACCCACUUCUACCUCGGUAAGAGGUUCUGCUGCUGGGGCGAGACCGAGGCGAAUUGCACCGCCUGGGUCGAGUGGUCGCGCUUUGCGCCGUUCAACUACGUCCUCUUUGUGCUUUUCUCCGUCGCCUUUUCUUCGUCCGCAGCGCUACUAGUGAAACACUACGCGCCGUCUGCGGCCGGCUCGGGGAUCUCUGAAAUCAAGUGCAUCGUGUCUGGGUUCCGCCUUAAGGGGUUUCUUGGCUGGUGGACGCUUGCGAUCAAAAGCAUCGGCUUGCCCCUCACCAUCGCCUCUGGCUUGAGCGUGGGAAAGGAGGGCCCAAGUGUCCACUACGCCGCGUGCGCGGGAAACUGUAUUACCUCCUUGUUCAAGACCUACCAAGAGUCAGCAGCGAAGUCGCGUGACUUUCUCGCGGCCGCGGCUGCGGCCGGCGUUGCGGUUGCGUUCGGCUCGCCAAUGGGCGGCGUUCUCUUCUCCAUUGAAGAAAUCUCCAACGUUUUCAAGCUUCGCACGAUGUGGAGCGCGUAUUUUUGCGCGCUCGCAGCAACCACCACGCUCUCCUUGAUGAACCCGUUCCGCACGGGCCAGUUGGUCUUGUUCGAAGUGUCCUACGACAAGCAGUGGCACGUGUUUGAGAUUCCGUUUUUUAUCAUUCUCGGAGCGUUUGGCGGGGUCUACGGUAUUGUUGUCUCGCGCUUCAACAUCUACGUGGUGAGUUUUCGCAAGCGCUACUUGGCGAGUUUUGCGAUCCGCGAGGUGGUGUUACUAACGUCGCUCACUGCGAUGUUUUGCUACUUCAACGAGUUUUUGCGUUUGGAUAUGACUGAGAGCAUGCAAAUAUUGUUCCAUGAGUGCAACGCGAACUGGGACCACCGCAUCUGUGAUCUGAAAAACAACUCAUCCGCGCUCAUUUACUCGCUUAUUUUUGCCACAGCCGUGCGGAUGCUUCUUGUGGUGGUGUCGUACGGGUGCAAGGUACCGGCCGGGAUUUUUGUGCCGUCCAUGGCUGCGGGCGCGACGUUCGGGCGCGCGCUUGGGAUCCUCGUUCAGGCGAUGCAGACGCGCUUCGCAGGUGCGUUCUACUUCCGCGCGUGUGACAACGGCGAUGCGCUCUCAUGUAUCACCCCAGGGACGUACGCGUUCUUGGGCGCGGGUGCGGCCUUGAGUGGUAUCACCCAUUUGACCGUCACGGUAGUGGUCAUCAUGUUUGAGCUCACGGGUGCGUUAAAGUACAUUCUCCCGACGAUGAUUGUUGUCGCCGUGACCAAGAGCAUCAACGACAAGUGGGGCCACGGAGGGAUCGCUGACCAGAUGAUCCGCUUCAACGGCUUGCCCUUUAUUGAUAACAAGGAGGACCAUGACUUCAAUGCGCCUACGGUCAAGGCCAUGUCCACCCCGGUAGUUGCCUUUCCCGCAAUAGGCUUGCGCCUUUCCGAGCUUCAGAACGUGUUGCGCGAGACACCCUUCGCGGACUUUCCCGUUGUCGAGAGCCUCGCCGCGCCCCAUAUUCUCGGUUAUAUAUCGCGGCAGGACGUGCGGCUUGUCGAAGAGACCUUUAUGCGCAGCGGACGUUCCACCAGCUCGGAGAACUCCCCCGACUUUGUGUGCAAGUUCGCCGUGGACGGUGUGGAGGACGAUAUGAUAGAUUUCUCAGCGGUGGUGAAUCUUGCGCCGCUUCUGGUGACGGUGUCCAUGCCGUUGGAGACUACCCUCGACAUCUUUCACAAGUUGGGCCCACGGUUCAUGCUUGUGGAGACCGAGGGGGUUCUUAGUGGGAUUAUUACGCAGAAGGAUGUUUUGAGGUUUGAGGCUCAGCUUCACAACUUGGCUGCGCGGAUCCGAGAGACGUUGAGGUGGAUCGGCGGAGGGCUUCAGAGUGAGAACGAGCCGGCGCACCACGCGAAUCCAGACUUGAUUGCGCGGAUCUGGGAGACAUUGAGGUGGACCGGCGGAGGACCUCACAGUGAGCACGAGUCGGCACAGCACGAGCCGACACAGCACGAGCCGGCGCAUCACGUGAAUCCAGACUUGAAUACACAGAUCUGGGAGACGUUGAGGCGGAUCGGCGGAGAAGUUGGUGAGGCUUGGACCAUGGCAAGCCAGGCGGGAAUACGGGGGUACGCUAGAAUGAGGGGAGAAUGA
Messenger RNA from Babjeviella inositovora NRRL Y-12698, 2424 nucleotides. RefSeq lists its product as uncharacterized. The transcript is spliced from 2 exons. The record is from RefSeq and is a predicted model, not a curated record. Bases 1 to 2424 code for a protein of 807 amino acids. Gene Ontology annotation, molecular function: voltage-gated chloride channel activity. Gene Ontology annotation, biological process: intracellular copper ion homeostasis; chloride transport; transmembrane transport. Lineage: Eukaryota; Fungi; Ascomycota; Pichiomycetes; Serinales. Gene Ontology annotation, cellular component: early endosome; endoplasmic reticulum; fungal-type vacuole.